Oryctolagus cuniculus (rabbit) is the source of this 2663-nucleotide messenger RNA. RefSeq names its product WEE2 oocyte meiosis inhibiting kinase (gene WEE2). The record is from RefSeq and is a predicted model, not a curated record. Gene Ontology annotation, cellular component: nucleus; cytoplasm. Gene Ontology annotation, molecular function: non-membrane spanning protein tyrosine kinase activity; magnesium ion binding; ATP binding. Gene Ontology annotation, biological process: protein phosphorylation; mitotic cell cycle; regulation of meiosis I. Lineage: Eukaryota; Metazoa; Chordata; Mammalia; Lagomorpha; Leporidae.
UGGAGCUGCGGAACUUGCUGGUUAAAUUCUUUGGGCCUCCUUCCUGCCUUCUGUGGCUUCACAGCGUUUCCUUCCAUCAGUCCUGCUGCCUGUGUUGUAAAGCUCUGUGGCUGAGAUGGAUGACAAGGGGAGUGACCAAGAGCCAGUUCAGAGAUUAAGCUUUUCCCUUGGUGAAGAAGAGACUGAGAACAAGGAGCAGAAGGAAGCAGGAGAGAGCAAGGAGGCCCAGAGCCAGACGCCAGAGAAGAGCGGGGGUCGGGACUCAGAGUCUCCCAGGACACCCGUUAGGAACGUAAGCGAACUUGACACAUCGCAGGAAAAGGACAAAUCAAGUCCAGAUCCGGUUUUGUGCACUCCAAAGUCGGCCCCUCCCAAAUGUCUUGUGACACCCGCGCAGUCGGACAAGAGGAGCAAGAUGCAGUCUGGCGGCAGCCCCUCUACUCCCAAAAACCUGCAGAGCCAGCCUCCGGUGAUCUCCUCCACGGGCAAGCUCUCCUCUCGAAGCUCUAAGAGGCUCACACCUGUUUCCUUCAGGGAUGAGAUGACCUCACUGGCUCUGGUCAAUAUUAAUCCCUUCACCCCCGAGUCUUACAGAAAGUUAUUCCUUAAAAACAAUGGCAAGAGAAAAACCCGAGGAGAUCUUGAGGAAGCUGGUCCGGAGGAAGCCAAGUUAGAGCAAGGGUUACCUGCCAAGAGAUGCGUCCUGCGAGAAACCAACAUGGAUGCCCGUUAUGAAAAGGAGUUCUUGGAGGUAGAAAAAAUUGGGGUUGGGGCAUUCGGUACAGUCUACAAAUGUAUUAAGAGGCUGGAUGGAUGUGUGUAUGCAAUAAAGCGUGCUACAAAACCAUCUGCAGCAUCUUCAAAUGAGAAUUCGGAUCUGCGGGAAGUGUAUGCCCAUGCAGUGCUUGGGCAUCACCCCCAUGUGGUGCGCUACUACUCUGCAUGGUCAGAAGAUGACCACAUGAUCAUUCAGAACGAAUACUGCAAUGGUGGGAGUUUGCAGUCUGCCAUAUCUGAAAAUGCUAAGUCUGGUAAUCAUUUCCAAGAGCCAAAUCUCAGAGACAUUCUUCUACAGGUUUCUAUGGGACUCAGAUACAUCCAUAACUCUGGCAUGGUACACCUGGACAUCAAACCUAGUAACAUCUUCAUUUGUCAUAAGGCGCAAAGUGACUCCACUGAAGUCCCAGAGGAGGUUGAAAAUGAAGCUGACUGGUUUCUCUCUGCCAGUGUGAUAUAUAAAAUUGGUGACCUGGGCCAUGUAACAUCCAUAAGUGAACCGAAAGUGGAAGAAGGAGAUAUCCGCUUCCUGGCUAAUGAGAUUUUACAAGAGGAUUAUAAAAACCUCCCCAAAGCAGACAUAUUUGCCUUGGGAUUAACGAUCGCAGUCGCUGCAGGAGCAGAGUCGCUGCCUGCCAACGGAGCUGCGUGGCAUCACAUCCGCGAGGGUAACCUUCCAGACAUCCCUCAGAAACUCUCUGAAGACUUCCAAGAUCUGCUUAAGGAAAUGAUCCAUCCUGAUCCAGAAAAGAGACCUUCUGCGGCCGUUCUGGUCAAAAACCGAGUUCUGCGGCCGUCCCUGGGGAAAGCGGAAGAGCUCCAGAAGCAGCUGAACUUGGAAAAGUUCAAGAUAGCCACACUGGAAAGGGAACUGAGAGAAGUGCAACAAGUCCAGUCCCCCCAGGGAAACAGCUCCCACAGUGACCCUGAGGUCUCUGGGACGCCUACAGGAUCAAGAAGCACAAAACGCCUGGUGGGAAGAAACAGUGCCAAGUCUUCAAGCUUUACCCUAGGGGAAUCUUCCCCAUAGGAGCUCCUUCAAUACCAACCAUAUAGCCUCCAGUAGAUAGAUGCUGACCAUCUCAGCCUUCCUCUCACACGUGGAAAAACUAAUCAACUUGAAUGCCCAAAGAUCACGGAAGUCAUCCUAGUUUACCACUUGUAGCCAAGAUCUUUAAGCUUUUAAGGCUUCCUAUUACUCAUGGUCCCUGGGGCUAUAAUUGGUAGCCAUUUGCCUUAUCUACUGCCAUAUUCCAAACACCACUUAUCAACUUAUUUGGUUCUCAAAUUUUUUGGAUGAGCAAUGGGAAACAUGGGCUUUGAGUUGCAAAACGAAAAGGAAAUGGCUCUUGAGGCUGGCUUAUGGACGACUAAACGGUUGUUGUUGCUCAUUCCCCCCACAUCCCAGGAUGUGGUUUUGGUUUGCAGGGAUGGGGUACAGGAAAACGUGCCUGGGUUUCAACAGUGCUUCCCGGUUAUGUGAUACUGCUUCUGAAAGAAUUCCUAGUCCCUUCGAGCAAGUAGUCCUGAUAUUUUCUGGGUGGAGAGAAAUCCCUUUCUCUGAUACUGUAUUUACUAAACGAAGGCCUCACCGUUGUGUGAGGUGGUAGAAGUCAAACUCCUUGAGCUGGUGGCUGUGGACAAGAGCCGGCAGGCAGAGCUUCCGUGGUUUACCGUGGCUGUUACCCCUCACUGUCUGCCCUGACCCUCCCCUGGGUGUUCUUAGUGGCUCUGACUUUCUAGGUGUGACCAAUGCCUCCUGGUUUUAUCAGAAUUUGACUUUUUUCCCCUGUAAUUUUAUCAUUUUAUUCAGAUUCUUUUCUGUUUUUAAAGAAAUAGGGUACUUGUAAAUAAAGGUUUUUAUCUUGUUCAAAGCGGAACAUGGG